AAUCGGUCCCCCCGCAAGAGUCUUAGGUAGCUUACAUCAUACACGCAACAUACUCUGUCCGAGACCUAUAAAAGCCGAAAAUUUCGCAGUGAACGACAUCAUUUGCAACCAGCAACUGUAACUCUCAACACACAAUGGCAUUCAAGUUCGUAGUCCUCGCCGCCCUCGUGGCCGUCUCCCAAGCCGGAUUCAUCGGCGCACCUCUCGGCUACGCUGCCGCCCCCGUCGCCAAAUUGGCAGUGGCUCCAGUGGCCAGUGUGGUGAAAACCGUCGACGCCGACUACGACCCCAACCCUCAAUACAGUUACGCCUACGACGUGCAAGACGCUUUGACCGGCGACUCCAAAAGCCAACACGAAACCCGCAACGGAGACAUCGUACAAGGAAGCUACUCCCUCCUCGAAUCUGACGGAACUCGCCGCACCGUCGACUACACCGCCGACUCCGUCAACGGAUUCAACGCCGUUGUCCACAAGGAACCCGCUGAAAUCGCCUUGAAAACAGCCGUAGCCCCAGUUGCCGUCGCCGCUCCAGUCAUCAAGACCGUCGCCCCAGUUGUUAAGACUGUCGCUCCCGCCUACACUGCCGCCUACGCCGCAGCCCCAGUUGCUCAAUACGCCGCCGCCGCUCCAGUUGCCCACUACGCCGCACCUGUUGCCCAAUAUGCCGCCGCUGCUCCAGUUGCCCACUACGCCGCUCCAGUUGCUCAAUAUCACGCCGCACCAGUUGCCCACUACACUGCCCCAGUUGCUCAAUAUGCCGCCGCUCCAGUUGCCCACUACGCCGCACCUGUUGCUCAAUAUGCCGCCGCUCCAGUUGCCCACUACGCCGCACCUGUUGCCCAAUACGCAGCCGCUGCCCCAGUUGCCCACUACGCUACUGCCCCAGUUGCUCAAUACGCCGCUGCUCCAGUUGCCCACAUCGCCAAAGUUGCCAGCUACGCAGCCCCAGCAUACUACCACUAGUUCUUGUAUUUUUUAUAAAUAAAUUUUUCCUAAUCUAUAUAUUA
Molecule: messenger RNA, 1009 nt
Organism: Leptopilina heterotoma
Lineage: Eukaryota; Metazoa; Arthropoda; Insecta; Hymenoptera; Figitidae
Product: cuticle protein 21-like
Exons: 2
Coding region: 135-965 (276 amino acids)
Cellular component (GO): extracellular matrix
Source: RefSeq, a predicted model, not a curated record